AACUAGGGAGGAUAUUUAGGACCCCGUGGAGCCUCCUGUGUUGUUGGUCAAAUAUUAGCCGGUUACAAAACCUGCAUGUGCGAAGAGAGGAAAUAUCUUAUGAAAUCUCUCAACGGAUAACUUCGUUUAUAAACUGCAAGAAGACAACAUGGACAGGACGGUCAGCCUCCCCAACCAGCCCAACAAAACCACCACAGUGACUCUGGUGGAGAGCAGCGCCACCCCCUGUGGGCUGGAGCUGGUCAGUUCCUACCAGACUCACCGGGUAGGAGACCCCAUGGACCUGGUGGCUCUGGCUUCAACCGUACAGAAGGGCGAUGAAUUCAUCAAAGCCAACGCCUGCAACAAACUGACAGUGAUCGCCGACCAGAUCAGAUACUUACAGGAGCAGGCGAGGAAGGUUUUAGAAGACGCUAAAAGAGAUGCAGACCUCAACCAUGCUGCCUGUAACAUUGUGAAGAAGCCCGGCAACAUGUAUUACCUCUACGAGAGACCCUCCGGACAGAAGUACUUCUCCAUCAUCUCCCCUAAGGAAUGGGGUCUGAGUUGCCCUCACCCGUUCGUCGGAGCGUUCAAACUCCAGCACGACAUGUCCUGGACGCCGCUGGAACAGGUGGAGAAGAGGGACGCGGAGUUCGCCAUCAUGGACAAACUCCUGAGCCAGCAGACGUCCCUCCCGCCUCAGACAGAGCCCAACUUCAAGGGCCUCUGUGAUUAAAUGGACCGGAACUUUUUUUAAAGGGACGCACGGACAAUGCUAACGGUAGUCUUAACGGAGCUACAUACCAAAGUGCUUGGAUGGAACUCCCUUAUAUCACAGUGUUCCUUUCACACACUGAUUGAUUUGCUGAUACAUUAAUUGCUGCACCAGUUGCAACCUCUGGAUCUUUUCUUGCCCAAAUAUCCAAUUAGGUUACACUGGCAGCCUGUGCAUGGACACUGAUCAAAUAAAGUCCUUAAAAAAGACA
Messenger RNA from Eleginops maclovinus (Patagonian blennie), 968 nucleotides. RefSeq names its product chromosome 20 C1orf50 homolog (gene c20h1orf50). The record is from RefSeq and is a predicted model, not a curated record. Bases 149 to 718 code for a protein of 189 amino acids. NCBI's taxonomy places the organism in Eukaryota, Metazoa, Chordata, Actinopteri, Perciformes, Eleginopidae. The transcript has 5 exons.